AUGUCUACGGUUUUGGACCCCAGCGACCCAGGUGUUAGCAAGCACGACAUGGCUCAGUGGCUUUACGAACGUGACAAGACAACGACCCUUCACUCCAAAAUAACUCGAGCACAGCUUGCCACCAAAGUGCGAAAGGCGCAGCCGCAUCUCUUCCCAAAUCCUGAUACCGACGAUCCAGCCCUGGACUCGAAUGAAUUGCCGCACCAACAACAGGAAUCAGGUGAUCGAAAGGUGUUUGGCAGCAUGGAGUCUCAUAAUCCUAUGCCUUCACCUUCCACAAGUGGUCGGAACUCACAAGACUUGACAUCAAUCGCCACAAUCGCUCCUCCUCGUAAAGCAAAGCGUGUUUCUUUCGAUCCGCCGAUCUCCACAUGUUACCUCCUACAUGACGUCAAACCAAAUCUUGCGGAUAUGGGGCCUGCUCGAAAAGCAAAGCGAGUGUCUUCUGAUGAUCACAGUGGUUCUACCAUGAUGAAGAAAAAGAAAAAAAAGUCAAUGGAACAGCAAAUUCCAGACCACCCGACCAGUAACAGUAUACCAAAGUCUACAGGUAAAGGCAUUUCGAAAUCAACUCCUGGAGUGAAAGCUACCUCUCUACUGGAGGUACAGGAUCAGUGCGAACAUACCAGAGAGUUAAGUGUGCUUCAGGAGCCUCUGGUUCUUCCUGCUUUGAACCCGUCAAGUAAUCGUGUGGAAGAUAAUAACGAGGGUUUGGAAGAACAACUGAUUUCUCUUGGGUCAGAAGAGGGCAAGCCAGACACUUCAAGUACUCAUCGCUAUGAAAUGGACUUGAUGGAAUUUCCCGAGUUAGAUAUAUUUGAAAGUGAAAAUACCAUAUUGGGAAGGAACAUUGAUCCCAUUCCUUUCAAACCCUCUAUCGAGCCAAAUUCAGAGCUACCAGUACUCUCGGGAACAGACUACUUUCAAAUCCAAAGAAGUAAAGAAGAGCAACUUGCUACCCUCGAAGAGCGUGUGGCAUCUUUCGAAGACAUGAAACAAAUCAUCGUCACUACUCAGACACGUUUAGACUUUCUAGAGAUGCAGGUUGAAAGACUAGAGAAUGAAUUGCAGUCAGCUCGUAAUGACAUCAAUGAGCACAACAAAGUCCUUACUGGCCUGCUUUCAGUUGAAGAAGGGGAAGAUUCUGGUACUGGCAGUUCCGUCUCAGAUUAG
Messenger RNA from Melampsora larici-populina 98AG31, 1173 nucleotides. RefSeq lists its product as uncharacterized. The record is from RefSeq and is a predicted model, not a curated record. The transcript is spliced from 6 exons. Bases 1 to 1173 code for a protein of 390 amino acids. Lineage: Eukaryota; Fungi; Basidiomycota; Pucciniomycetes; Pucciniales; Melampsoraceae.